AUGUGUGAUGCUAGUGAUUUUGCAGUAGGAGCAGUGUUGGGACAGAGAAAAGAUAAGAAACUUCAUGCAAUCUACUAUCCUAGCAGGAUACUUGAUGAUGCACAAAGAAACUAUGCAACAAUAGAGAAGGAAUUGUUGGCAGUAGUGUUUGCUUUUGAGAAGUUUUGUUCUUAUCUAGUUGGUUCAAAAGUCAUUGUUCAUACUGAUCAUGCUUCAUUAAAAUAUUUGAUGCAGAAAAAUGAUGUUAAGCCUAGACUUUUGAGAUGUAUUCUUCUUUUACAAGAGUUUGACAUAGAGGUGAGGGAUAAGAAAGGAGUAGAGAAUGGUGUUGCUGAUCACUUGUCAAGGAUUAGGAUUGAUGAUGAUGUUCCAAUCCAAGAUUCUUUACCAGAGGAGCAUGUGUAUUUUGUUGAAACUGGGUUUUGGACAGAUUAUGCUGGGCAUUUUGCUACUUUCAAAACGGUGUCUAAGGUUUUACAAGCAGGGUUCUGGUUGCCAACAAUGUUCAAAGAUGCUCAUGAGUUUAUCACCCGCUGUGAUGCAUGUCAGAGAAGAGUUCAGAUUAGUAAGAGACAUGAGAUGCCACAAAAUUUCAUCCUUGAGGUUGAAGUAUUUGAUUGUUGGGGUAUUUACUUUAUGGGACCAUUUCCUUCCUCUUACGAUAAAAACUACAUCCUGGUGGCUGUUGAUUAUGUUUCCAAGUGGGUUGAAGCAAUUGCAAGUCCGAAGAAUGAUUCUGAUGUGAUUCUUAAGCUGUUUAAGACCAUCAUCUUUCCUCGGUUUGGAGUGCCUUGGAUUUUCAUCAGUGAUGGAGGUAAGCACUUUAUUAACAAAGUGUUUGAAAAGCUGCUGAAAAAGUAUGGGGUUCAACAUAGAGUAGCUAGUCCUAUCAUCCUCAGACUAGUGGACAGGUUGAGGAAUUCCAACAGACAGAUCAAGGAGAUUUUUGAGAAAAUAAUGGGUGUUAUAAGGAAGGAUUGGGCUAUGAAUUUAGAUGAUGCAUGA
Messenger RNA from Camelina sativa (false flax), 1005 nucleotides. The record is from RefSeq and is a predicted model, not a curated record. NCBI's taxonomy places the organism in Eukaryota, Viridiplantae, Streptophyta, Magnoliopsida, Brassicales, Brassicaceae.